Molecule: messenger RNA, 2324 nt
Organism: Corticium candelabrum
Lineage: Eukaryota; Metazoa; Porifera; Homoscleromorpha; Homosclerophorida; Plakinidae
Exons: 5
Coding region: 11-769 (252 amino acids)
Biological process (GO): cell surface receptor signaling pathway; G protein-coupled receptor signaling pathway
Cellular component (GO): membrane
Molecular function (GO): G protein-coupled receptor activity
Source: RefSeq, a predicted model, not a curated record
CGUUUUGAACAUGGAAGGACCGUUUGCUAACGAUCUUGCUGUGACGCAGGGCGUUGCUACUACAGCUGUGUUAGUUGGCGCCGUGAGAACUUUGUCUCUCCGUGAACGUGCUGUGGAAGCCAAGGAGCCUAGAUCUCCACGAUCAACUGAUUCAGGCGUCUCGGUACCAUCUCAAGAGAACUCUGCCGAGUUUGGACAGCCGACACCAAGCGUGACCACCUUCAGCACUUUGCCGGUGGAACAGCUGCGACUAGUAAAAAGCACGAGGAACUGGCGUAGCUCUGCUGCAGAGAUCGCUGUCGUUGCUAUCAGUUUGUUGGUUGUGUGGUGCAUGGUUGCAGCUGUCAGCGUGUUCUACGCCUUUCCUCAGCCUGUUGGAAAUAUGACAAACAAUGUGACAGAAAAUAGGACGCGCAACGGCAGCUGGAAUAUGACAGUAAAUUGGGCGUGCAAUUGCACGAACAGGACAGUAAAUUGGACAUGCAACGGCAGAAAUAUGACAGAAAAUUUGACAUUCAACGGCAGUCUUAAUGACUGUCAAGCUGACAAUGGAGGUGCUGCCGUGUGCUUAUUCACUAGUUUGGAGAAGCGGGCAAUAGAUGUAGCUCAUGGGCUAGAGGCAUGUCUUUCAAUCUUGAGUGUUGCGGGUGGAGCAACUACAUUGAUUAAAAUAAAGAAAAUGCGAUCUUUUCCACAUAUUAUACCGUUGUACAUGCUUCUGUCUGUUGUCAUUUAUGGUAGAUUCUACUUUUGUUUGGACAGAGACUGAUCUAGAUAAAUUGUUACUUGGGGCGCGUACGAUUGGGCUCUUCCAGCCUCUUCCAGAAGAGUCUGGAAGAGCACGCGCCUCUUCCAACCUCUACCAGCUCCUGCGCUGGUAGAGGUUGGAAGAGGGGCGUGCUCCUGCGCUGGUAUAGAGGUUGGAAGGGGCGCGUGCUCUUCCAACGAGCGAGAGUCGGUAGAGUUGGCUCUUUCGACUAUAGCGGCAGAACUGUAGAAGUUGGAAGAGAGGUAUGCAUACGGAGCCUCUUCUGGAAGAGGCUGGAAGAGCCCCAUUGAACGCGCCCUUGGUUUCUUCCGCCUAGGUUGUCUUGACGCGAUCAGUAUGAUUGUGGUUGCAGAACGAGCCUUCUGUGUCCCAUCUAAUCAAAUGAGCAACGCAGCGACAUCUGAUCAAUUUAGCAACACCUCAACGAAAUAUUGCAAAACUACGAGAGGUAUCGUCCAAUUUGUUGUAUUGUCUUCGAGUUUCUGGUGGAUGUUUGCUAUUGCUAACAUGUGGUGGGUGAUUUCUUUUCCAAGCAGAAGAGGACUAUUUACGGCCAAUGCGAGAAAAAUUCACAUUUUUCAGUCAGUUGUAGCUUGGGGACUUCCAUUGUUGUUGAUCGCUAUAGUAAGUUUGAACGACGGCUUUGAAGACAGACAACUGGGCAGCCACUGUUGGCUUUCUAUGAAUCAGUGGACUUACUUUUCUCUCUGGCUGCCUGAACAAAUUCUUAGUGGCAUGGCGAUGUCUUUCCUUAUUUGGAUUUGCUUCCAGUUACGGAAGAAGAUUAGACGACGGCGCGCUGUGAGCGUUUAUGCUAACAAUAAGAGCUUUGUUUCAUCAUUGGAGUUCGUGCAAUUGCGUGUGGUAAUGGUCAUGAUUGGCUUUGCAGUCUUGGUUAUCAGUGUUCUUGUUCGAUUAAUGCUGGCAUAUUACAACCACGAUGUAAUUGAGUACUCUGUUAAACGAUUUGUUUCGUCUUUUGGCGAUGAUACACAAGAUUAUCUAAGAGAUCUUCGCCGACAUCUUAUUGUUGAGCUCAUGGUGGUUGAGACCUACUUUUGGUCGAUUUUUCUCGUCGUCUUGCUACUGUUCAUGUGUUCUUAUAAAGAUGUUAGGGAUUUCUGGCUUCUGUUGUUGACGUGUGGUAUUUACCCUAACUCUCAAAUAGCGGUGACAGUCAACAGUACAAGUGUCCAGCAUUUGAAAAGUAACGGAAUUUGUCAUACUUCACGUACGGCUUUAACAGAAGAGACUACUCGUGUGUAACUGGGAUAACGUAGUCCAUAGUAUAUGCUAUAUAUAGCGCCUAGAAUUGCGUUGGCAGAACGUCUAAUUUCUACAUGGCGUCAUGUUAGUAUUUCAUAGUUAUAGAAAUGAUGUGGAGAUAGGUAUAGUAUUGAUAUUUGAUAAUCUUGUAGUACAGCAUAGUUCGGGUAUUGUUUGUCUCCAAUUUGAUUAACGUGUACUAUACGCAACAUAUGACGGCGUUCUGUUUUCUGAUUUGUAUGAUUUGGGCUGUACUGUACAUAAAUACAUGUACUAGGGUAUAUAUAGU